Messenger RNA from Haliotis rufescens (red abalone), 9995 nucleotides. RefSeq names its product GRB10-interacting GYF protein 2-like. The transcript is spliced from 33 exons. The coding region runs from base 682 to 4671 and encodes 1329 amino acids. The record is from RefSeq and is a predicted model, not a curated record. Lineage: Eukaryota; Metazoa; Mollusca; Gastropoda; Lepetellida; Haliotidae. Gene Ontology annotation, molecular function: protein binding.
GACCAUGGCGGCGAACGUAUCUGAUUGUGGCUGGCUGGCAUCAACACACCCAAGGUGCUCGCUCGCUGGGUCUCGUCGCAUCUCCAUCGACGGAGAUGACGAUUAUGCACAUGCAUCUGAAGACCCUCUCCAAGAUGGCUCCGUGGCCACCGACACAAUCUCCUGACACAACUUACCACAGCCCCUGAUAUUUUCUACUUAAUGGAAGAUUGUGAAAGUAGAGACUUGGAGCAAGUCUAACCAAUCACCCGCCUUUCCUUAACCGGAAGCAGCAAGCUCCAAUCACAGGCGAGAUCACAAGGGGCCUUGUUUACCUCUAUCAGCUGGCCAUGGCGGGCACGGCACGUUACUUGUGGCUGGCAUCACUACUCCAACAUUCUGUCUCGUGGCAUCUCCAUCGCUGGUCAGGGACAGUUACCCGGACCAACAUGUCUGUGCCGUCACCGACACAACCUCUCCACACAACCUCCUGACACAACCUCCUGACACAACCUCUCCACACAGCCUCCUGACACAACCUCCUGACACAGCCUCCUGACACAACCUCCUGACACAACCUCCUGACACAACCUCCUGACACAUCCUCCUGACACAACCUCCUGACACAGCCUCCUGACACAGCCUCCUGACUCAGCCUCCUGACACAACCUCCUGACACAGCCUCCUGAUAUUCACUUCUAGAUGGAAGAUUGUUUAAGCUAUUCAACAAAUAUUAAAAUGGCAGAUACUCUCAAAUUUGGCCCUGAAUGGCUCCGACAGCUGUCUGGCGGGAACAGUGUUGCAUCUCCCCCGCCCACACCUGGGUUAGGGGGCAAAUUCAAGCUAGCAGAAUACAGAUAUGGGCGGGAGGAGAUGCUAGCCCUCUUUCACAGUAAUUACAAAGCCCCUGAAGACCUUGUCAACUUCCCGCCAGUCUACGUUGAAGAGGCGCAGAAACCACUAGCUCUAAUUUCUCUAACUGAGGAAGAACAGAGGUUGAUGUCUCAGUCUGUGAACAGUACAACAGUGCUCCGGUCCAUGGGUCGAGGGGGGCAGCCAGUCCGAGGGGGCAGAGGGGGUGGAGACCGGGGGAGAGGCAGAGAUGGCACUUUUUCAGGGCGGGGACGAGGCGAUGGUUUCCCUCCAAGAACUCAGCCCUUUGACCAAGCAGAGAACGGCGGUGGUUUUGGGAGAUCGCGGGGUCAGAACAAAGAUGGAUGGGAAGAAGUUGGUAAAAAGUAUGACCGAAGCUUCUCCACCCGUACUAUUGAGGACGUCCAAGCAGGGGGGCGACACCCUCAGUUCUCUCGAUCGCUGAGCAGUGAUAAUUGGCGAGAGAAAGAAGAGACACAUGAAGAUGAUGCAGGAGACUGGCGAAGGGCAGGGCCACAGAAAGAAAGAUGGAGCACACGGACCAACUGGAGAGAACCUAUUGGUCGAGGUGGAUUUGAUGGUGAGCGGAGACAAAAUGGUCCCAAUAAAGACCGAACACUUUCGGAUGCCGAUGUUAAGCACCAGCUGUACAGACGCAGUAGGAGUAGUGAAUCAUGGGACACGGAUGAUUUGCCUGAAUGGAGUGUUCCUGGUGAUGAUGAUAUGGAAGAGCUGGGAACGUUCGAUGCCAGUGGGGCAUUUGUUACUUCUCAUCCGAAGGGCUUUAGAAAUGGAGAGAGUCCGCACUCUGAUGUACAGAACACCAAUCAGUCACCGUCACAGCCUAACACAGACUUGCCUCCUCAGGGCAAGGAACCACCUCGAGAACAGAGAAGGGAUAAGAAGAAUCAGCGCUCAACAAGUGCUCCCGAGGUCAAACAAGAAAGUGCUAGUAACCAUGGCAACAGCCAGUCUCAGUCUCCACAGCCUGCUGUCAAAUCCAAUCAGGAACCUAAGAGAAUAGAUCCCUCAAAAUCUGUGCAGUUUGGGGAUGUGUCACAAAGUCUUAAUGACUCAAACAGUGCUCCAGUUGAACAGACAUUAAACACUAUGAGUGUGAACCAAGUGAGUGUACCUGUCAAGAAAGUUAAGGGUGGCCUGCCAACAGCGGACAGUGAUCCCUUGGAUAGAUUAAAGGAGGCCGCUGAGAACAUGGUAGCCGAAAUGACAGCUGAGGAUGAAGAGAACAGGUUACAGAGAGGUCCCAUGGACCCUCGGACUCAAGGUGUCCCUCUAAGUCAUGAAGAGUCCCUCAAGUGGUUUUACAGGGAUCCCCAAGGAGAUGUCCAAGGUCCUUUUAACCCAGAGGAGAUGGCCCAGUGGUUCAGUGCUGGUUACUUUACAAUGAGUCUUCUGGUUAAAAGGGGAUGUGAUGAACGAUUCCAGCAGCUAGGAGAGCUGAUCAAGAGAUGGGGCCGAGUUCCAUUCCUAGCUGGCCCAACACCACCUCCAUUACUGAACAUCCCAGUAACAGCUGCCAAUACUGAAGCCCCCGUAAAACAGACCCCACCCACACAGCAGCCAACGCCCACUCCUCCACCCCCUCAGGACCUGCUUGGAAUCAUACCUCAACAGUUUCUCCUUCAACAGCUCAUGCAACAACAGAUGCUCAUGAGACAGAUGCAGGUCCAGAUGAUGACACAGAUGCAAGAACAGGAUUCAUUCAAGAACAUGUCUCCACCACAGCAGCAACAGAUGGUGAUGCAGAUGUUGAUGCAGACACAACCUAUGUUUAUGCAGCAACUUCAGCAGCUACAACAACUACAGCAGCAACAACAACAACAACAGCAACAACAACAACAGAACAGGCUGUCCCCACAGCCGCAGACAGCAGAGGGCACCCCUACUACCUCCCACCCAGCAUAUCACAUGCCCCAGCCUGGCCCUGCUGCAGAAGGGGAGGGGCACCCUCCAGGACAAGUUGCUUGGUCUCAGCCCAGCAGUGUGUGGGACCUGGAGACGCCACCCAGUGACAUGUCACCCAACACUGUGAACCAGCAGCAACUGGAAAAACUGCAAGCUCAACAGAAAGCAGAAGAAAUUCGCCGGAAGCAGGAGGAGGAAGAAGAAAGACGUCGUCAGAUAGAGAUGCAGAGAACUCAGGAAGAGCUGAAGAGACAGCAGGAGGAGAUAGCCAUAGAGAGGGAGAAGAUGAUACGAGAGAAGAAGGAGCUAGAGAGACAGAGACAGGUCGAGCUGAAGCGUAUGGAAGAAAUCCGUCGUCGGGAGGAAGAAGAAAUGAGACGACAAAUGGAGGAAGAACGUAAACGAGAAGAAGAGAGAAUGCGAGAAGAGCAGCGUCGCCGAGAAGAAGAGCUUGUUGUCCAGAGAGAAGAAGAAGCUCGUAGGAAGCAGGAAGAAGAAAGGAAGAGAAUGAUAGAGGAAGAGAGGAGGCGACAAGAGGAGACGCACAGACAACAGCUGGAGGAAGAACACAAGAAACAGGAGAUGUUGCGGCAGCAGGAAGUACAGAGACAACAGGAGGAGAUGCAGCAGGAGCAGCAGCGGGAGGAGGAGCGACAGAGAGAGAUGCUCAGACAACAGGAGAUGCAGCGUCAGGAACAACAGAAACUUCAACAAGAGGCACUAAGACGUCUCCAGCAACAACAACAAGAACAGUUGGCUCGAAUGCAGCUUCCUGCCACUGCGCAGUGGGCGAGUCAGCUGCAGCAGAGGGAGGCGAACGAAGGGAAGUCCCUGGCAGAGAUACAGCAGGAGGAGGAGAGACAGAUGCAGGAGAGAGAACGCCAACUUGAGAUUCAGAGGCAGCAAAUGUUUGCCAUCCAACAACAGCAGCAGCAGCAACAACAGCAACAGCAGAAGUCAUGGGGAGCACAAAUGACGGUGAACCAGGCUGCAACGAACACACUGAAGUCACUGCUGGACAUUCAGGAGGAACAGAAAGCCAAACAGUUAGACCAAAACAAGAAGAAAGCCAAACAAGUUCAGCCCACUCCGCCCAAGAAUACAGCUGCCACCAUGGCUACACCUAGCAUGUGGAGCAACGUGGCCAGCAAUGGUGCUCAGUCCACGGGGUGGGGGGGGAACGCUGUGUGGAAGACGGACAAGUCAGGGGGGGGCCUGGGGUUCUGGGAUGAGGCUGUGAUAUCUUCAGGAAGGGCAGCAACCAAAGAGAAAGAAAGUGGUGAGUUUCCUGCGUUAGGGGGCAAGAAACGAAACCAACAAAACAAUAAUGCAACGACUAAUGCAUCUGCAGCUGCAGCGGCAGCAGCAGCAGCUGCCGCCGCUACUGCAAACCGCAACAGACAGACAAAACCAAAGAAAGAGGAGGAUGCUGUGCACAAGAUGUUUCAGUUAGCAAGGCCUGUUGACGAUUUCACUCAGUGGUGUGAGAAGGCACUCGCAGGACUCGCAUCAUCAGUGGAUGUUCCAACAUUCAUUGCCUUUCUGCAAGAGGUUGAUUCUCCAUAUGAGGUCCAUGAUUAUGUGAGGUCGUACCUUGGUGAGUCUGGUGCUGCAAAGGAGUUUGGUCGGCAGUUCCUGGAGAAACGGAGCCAGUAUAAGCAGAAGGCCAGACUAGAGAGACAACAGGAGGAGGACAGUAUUUGGGGCCCAGCACCUGCAGUCAACCCGAAGGAGGUCCGGUCCAGCAACAACAAUGAUGCUGAGUCGGCAGCCCGCAACAAGAACAAGAAGAAGAAGGGCAAGAUGCAGAAGAUUGACAAGAGCAUCCUUGGCUUCACGGUCCAUGCUGACCCCACACGGGUCAACGCUGGCGAGAUCGAGAAUGUGGACUGAACAUUGGUGCUAUGAAAUGUGGUCUUUCCUUUACUUUCUGUUGCCGAGAUUGUUGCAAUGUUGGACCUGCUGUUUGCAAAGCUGGACACAGCCCAGUCAAGAUUUGAGAUGAUAUCCUCAUUGCUUGUUACUUGCAAAAUUGUCCUCCAGAUUUCAGUCUUGGCACAGAUAUUGAACGAGAAUGGUGACUAACUGGUGUGCUAGUAUAUAGUGGAUUGAUUCAGAUGACGCCAACUCCAAUGCUGGUGCCUCAACAACUGAUUGGCUGAUGUGACUGUUCAGCAACAGACUUCUGUACCCCAUUGAAAGUAGAUCGGGUGGACACCACUGACUAUCUGCCUGUUGGUGAUGGAAUAUGCUUGGUGAAGGAUGGACCCGGUCAGGAUUCCUCCAACGCUGUGAUCGGGUCGUCCCAGCCAACACAUAGUCCAAACCUGAAGCAAAUAUCUGUGAUACUAAAUACUAUUUUCCAUCGUCAGAGGGUGCUGCACAACAGGGAAAGUAACAAAGAGGAAAGAAAUCUGAAGAAAGUCGAUAGUUGAAAACGACGUUGGUGAGUCAUGGACCGCUUCUGCUGCUUGGUGAGAUGCAACAUGACAGCGAUGAUGCAACUCGAGGCCUCUCUUUGCCAUGUGUCCUGGAGGCGGCCAGUGUCCCAUGUCAAUACAUUCUUUCUUCAAUCUAAUAUUGAGAAGGUGCUUGUGCCUUUGUUAUUUUAAUUGCGUGUUGGUUUCUUUAGUGAAAAUAUUGUUCCAGAGAAAACAAGUACUUAAGCACGAUGAAUUUUAACUGAAUUUGUCAGGGAUCACAAUGUUAAGUCUUUAUGAAGCCCAGGAUAACCUGAAUAGUUUCUGCAUUUCUUAACAUACUUUUAUUGUUAUCGCAUAAUUAUCCAAACCGGAUACAUGGCUUUUAUACAGGUUCUCUGCUUCACAUAAGUUGACCGAAGUGAGAUUUGUUGUUUUUUAAUUAUUAUGUAGUUACCAGUAAAACACAAUUUAAACUUUAGGCUUUGCUAUUCAGAGAGAUUAUUCUCUGUUCCAUCAAGCUGCUAUCAUAGCAAUAACCUGACUUAAUUCAAUCCAACAUAUUGCACCGAAUUUAACGAUCUAGAUAUUUAUGUAACGAUGUUAUACUUGAAUGAAUUUGGGUGUUACAUGAAUGAAAUCCCAUCGGUAAUAGCUUAACGCAGUCGCUGAAAUAUGAAGACAAGAAUUCUGCUGUGUCUCCAGACACGACACAGUUGACUCAGACAAAAUAUACAGCAAAACAAACAGACUCGGAACGUGUUGUUUGGUUUGUGAUGUCAAGAAUAUCGAGAGUUCAGAUUUCCAUGGAUGAUAAUGUCGGUAAUGGAUUUAUUGAAGGCAGUGUGUGUCCAUUUACAUAGAACUGCCUACAUGGCAUCUAUUUAAAUGGAUUCUUACUGUCUUUUGGCCAAUAUCUCAUCUCACAAACAUCUUAAUAGAAUCAGUGUUCAACAGAUAAAGUAGUCCACUCAGGAUGUUGCCAAAUGUACAUCAUUGUAGCAGCUCAUAUAUUAAUUCACUUUGAGGGGAAAUUACAUUUUCAAAAUGUUUAUUAGAAGACUCCGUCAUAUCUUAAAUAUUAUGUUAUUGAUUAAUUCUUAAUGGUGUCAUUCUACAAGCUUGUAAGUACCUUGAGCCAGUUCCUGGGCUGCUGUGUGUGUCAACACACGUUCCAUGAAGAUUCCACCUCACCCAGUAGCUAGGAGCAGAAUCUCUGCUGUCACAACACUCCUAUCUCCAACAAAGAUGUUUCCAAUUAAACUAUGCAUAAUGUACAGCAUCUCUUGCCUGAAUGAUGUCAGGAUUGUAUUGUUGGAGUUCAAUGACAUACACAGUAUACAUGUCAUGUUAUCAGCCAUUGAUACUGCAAGGGUUAAAAGAUGUGGUUCCGGACUUAUGUAACAUUGCAAUAUUUAUUUUUAAAAUAUACACCUUGAAAAAAGUUAAUCACCACCCAGUCUUUCUUGUCCUAUAUUCCGAACUUAAGUGCAUCUGUUGCCAUGGAAUAGCUACAAAGUGCAUAACAUAAUCAGUUUUACUUUUGCUAAUAUGAGGAUUUAACUUUGGAAAUUUAUUACAGGGUCUGAUAUACAGACAUGGCUGUUUCAUGUUGAAAUAUAUAUAGUACUCAAAAGAAGUUAAACAACACCUGAUUGUUUUAUAUGACUAUGGUUAAUGUGUCAUGGCUUUGACAUGAGCUAUAGUCAUUUAAAAACAUUUGGAUGUUCUUUAACUCUUUUUUAAUAGGAGUAUAGUAAGCAGUGCUUUACUUUUUUUCAGGUGUAUAUGUAACUAGUCGAGUUACUGUUCUAUGUUGGAAUGUCUGAACAGUGGCCGUCACAUUACGAUGGAUACUUUUGAUAUAGUUGGCUCUAGGAUGAUAAAGUACACCUAACCAGUAUUCCUGAAUACUAGCAUCUAUGAUCUGUAAUACAUGAUACUGUAAGCAUGUGGAACAAGGAUAAAUAUCAGAAAAAAUACUGAAUCGAUGUGACACUAUUUUGGCUUAUCUCUGAUUGUUCUCAUGGGUCAAUUGCAGAGUGUAAAUAUUUUUUAACCCUUGCUGUGUUGAUGCCUUCUGUCACACAUUGUGAUUUAUAUUUGCUAAAAGCUAGGUCUGUUUCACUGAAGUCUAAAUUAAAUUGGUUUUAGCUGUACUGCUUAGAAGUGCAUAAUAUGGAUAAGAUCACAGCUUUUGACUAUGAUACAACAGGCGUAACUGAAUCUAUGUCCUUUGAACAAUCAGGAUUCCGGUAACAAGUUCUGCAUAUUUAGAGUCAUGUUUUUAGUGUGCAGUUUUGUUUCGUCACGAUAUGGCUGAAAUAUUGCCGAUGUGACGUUAAACUUUAACUCACUCACUCACUCACUCAGUCUGCAGUUGAGAUGCAGAUGGAAAGAAGCUUUAAGCAAAACGAUAGACAUGCACUCUUACCUAUGUAGGAACUGUCCCCACUCAGGAGGACCCCCCAGCUUGUUGCUGGGAGCAACUUGUAUCAGGCUGCCACAAGGUCCCCCAGCUUGUUGCUAGGAGCAACUUGUAUCAGGCUGCCACAAGGUCCCCCAGCUUGUUGCUAGGAGCAACUUGUAUCAGGCUGCACAAGGUCCUCCAGCUUGUUGCUAGGAGCAACUUGUAUCAGGCUGCCACAAGGUCCCCCAGCUUGUUGCUAGGAGCAACUUGUAUCAGGCUGCCACAAGGUCCCCCAGCUUGUUGCUAGGAGCAACUUGUAUCAGGCUGCCACAAGGUCCCCCAGCUUGUUGCUAGGAGCAACUUGUAUCGGGCUGCCACAAGGUCCCCCAGCUUGUUGCUAGGAGCAACUUGUAUCAGGCUGCCAAAAGGUCCCCCAGCUUGUUGCUAGGAGCAACUUGUAUCAGGCUGCCACAAGGUCCCCCCAGCUUGUUGCUAGGAGCAACUUGUAUCAGGCUGCCACAAGGUCCCCCAGCUUGUUGCUAGGAGCAACUUGUAUCAGGCUGCCACAAGGUCCCCCAGCUUGUUGCUAGGAGCAACUUGUAUCAGGCUGCCACAAGGUCCCCCAGCUUGUUGCUAGGAGCAACUUGUAUCAGGCUGCCACAAGGUCCCCCAGCUUGUUGCUAGGAGCAACUUGUAUCAGGCUGCCACAAGGUCCCCCAGCUUGUUGCUAGGAGCAACUUGUAUCAGGCUGCCACAAGGUCCCCCCAGCUUGUUGCUAGGAGCAACUUGUAUCAGGCUGCCACAAGGUCCCCCAGCUUGUUGCUAGGAGCAACUUGUAUCAGGCUGCCACAAUGUCCAAGUAUGGAUACUUCCUAGUUUGAUUGCCUGUUUAUGUCAGUCUCAUGGCUUGACAAGCGACUUCCUGCUGUGAUGGAACUGUUAUUUUGUUGAUUCAUUGUAAUCCUAAUUCAUUGAAAAUACUACUUGUACUCUACUGCAGAAAUGUCUAUUGUAUGAAACAGACUUGAGCACGUUUCGGUUCACCAAUACCAUGUCAAGUAUAAAUGUCAGAUUACAUAAGUGUGAACAUGUUGAUACAUACUUUCAGGUUGAAUGCUCCAAGAUGUUCAUUUACAUCCUUUAUCAUUACUUUGUGAGUCAAUUUUUCUGAAUUUCAAAAUUGCUAAUCACCUAUUUCUUUCCUAUGUACAUCUGUUUCUUUUCAUUAAUGUCUUAAGAUGGUGUUGCUCAUUAAAUGUAGGUCUGAAAAGCCUGCAGUAAUUUUGAAUUACAGCUGUAAUCUAUAUCAUUUUCAUUCUCUCAAAGUUAGGUAACUUUUGUUAUCUGUGUAAAAAAGGUUUUGAUGCCCAACAUGAACAAUCCAACGUUAGUAGCGGCAUUAUGCAAAAUCGGCUCCAGUUACUUCCCCUGUUUUGCCAGUUAUCUCCCUUGCGCCAUGCUGAGCUUUGUCUGUUUUGAUCAGUCAGACAUCAUUACCACGUGUCCUAGACAGUGAGUAUGGGUUGUCUCCUAUUUAUGAUGUUUGUGUUGAACCAGUCUUUCUGAUGGAGUACCAAUGCCUUGGAUUAUAGAAUACUUCCUGCCUUUGGAAUUGAUCAUAAAAUAGUGAAUUACUUAAUGUUAUCAAAAUAGUAAGCUUUGUUUAUACAUUCAGAUGUCUUGUCUUCAAGUUCGUAAUCUGUUAUAUAUUUGGAUUAAGUUGCCUAUUUAAGAUCUUAACGCAUUACUUAAAAGAUAACUAUUGUUUGAUUUCUGGUUUAAAUUUUGAACUAUUUUUCUAAAGAGGAGGAAGCACCAUGAUUAGGAGCUUUUGUUUUCAGUAUCUUGCCAGUGCUCGCUCGUGUGUUGAUUCAAAGUACGACAUGUCUUACAUUAAGUUGACAACUGAGGUGUGACCGAGAUACAGUUCCAAACAGCAUUAGACCAUCUCUCUCAGUUCCAGUCAAGGAUUUUGCUGGGGAAGAGCUGCAUCGAGGUGUUGGUACUUCAUGAAAGAAUUGAGAAAGUGGGACAAACAAAUGAAAGAAGUUACAUUAACUAACUACAGCAAGUAAACAAGUACUUUGACCCAACCCAGAGAUCAGAUGUGGUUUGGUCAGCCAUGCCUGUGUUUGACAAUGUUAUAAAACUGACCACAAUUCUAUAUUUGUAUGGAUGUCAUCUAUUUUAGAUUAUUUUGUCCGAAUGUGACAGUUUGCAGUUUGCUGUUGAUAUUCUGAACUUUGCAUGUGCGUGUGUGAGUUAGUGAGGAUGUGGAAGAACGAGAGGCUCAUGGAUGCAUGUUAAUAGAGAGGGUGGUGUAUUGUCUGAAUUAUUGAAUGUGUUGCCAUGAUGAUUGAGCAAUAAAGUGCCAAUUUUUCAAAUGA